Molecule: messenger RNA, 903 nt
Organism: Tigriopus californicus
Lineage: Eukaryota; Metazoa; Arthropoda; Copepoda; Harpacticoida; Harpacticidae
Exons: 4
Coding region: 259-903 (214 amino acids)
Source: RefSeq, a predicted model, not a curated record
GACGGUUUGAACGCAAAGUGCUUUUAGUUCGAGUGGGCCUUUUCAACUUAAAGGUGAGCCCUUCUCUCUCUGUUUCGUAAUCGUCACGUCAGCAUUGUACGAUAUGUGGCUUCAAUACUUUGAAUAAGCCCACCAAUAACUCAUCUCCACGCUUUAAGGUUGAAACAAGUCAACAAAAAAGUAUAUUUAUCAAGGGGUCGUCACUCGGGGUUCAAAGAAUUGUCUUUUUAUACGUUUCACCAAUCUGGACAGAAAAAUAUGUCUAAAACCUUGUUUUUGGCCCUCCUGGUGGCCCUUCAAAUCGGACAAAUCCAUUCCCAUGCAGUUCAUGAUAUCCAAUUUCAAGGUCCAUUCGGAGAACCUGGCCCCUAUCAAGACUCUCAAAUGGUCAUGGACGAGUCCUCAGGGAUGAUGUUUAAAGAAUGGCCAGAACCGGAAGACAAUACGAUACAAUGCAAUGGUCUGGAAAGCGAAAUAACCAUCAAGACAAUUUUUCGGCAGUCCGACCAGGAUGGAUGCUAUCAAUUCCAGACCCCUGGAUUUGGUGGGCCUGGAUACCCCAAUGCCGGAGGUGGAUUACCGAGCUACGACUGUUUCUUCUUACUUCGGUUUCGAGGGUCGAACGUCGCUGGAACAUUGACAGUUCCUUCCGCCACUUUCGAUUUCCAACCUAAAAUGGGGAGUCCUUGCAAAGACUACCUUAGAAUAAAUAACUUGAUCCCACACGACGGUCAAUCUCAGGAUUCUGAUGAUACGGCGAAUUCUGACACAGUUGUCAGAUACUGUGGAAUGAUUACAGGCGAUAAAAUGUUCAAUUUCAACCAGAGCUCACUGACCAUACGACUUACAGCUGAUGAUACAAUCAGACAUGAUGGAGCCGAAGUGAUUAUUUGCUUCCCUUGA